This is a messenger RNA of Caenorhabditis angaria, 2458 nucleotides long. The record is from the annotation of a GenBank genome assembly. NCBI's taxonomy places the organism in Eukaryota, Metazoa, Nematoda, Chromadorea, Rhabditida, Rhabditidae.
AUGUUUGCCGACAUAGUCUAUCAAAGUGGCGAUCAAUACAUUCAAAAUUCUGAAGAUGUUCAAGUCGGUCUUCUGAUUUUCAUUCCAUGUUUUAUUGGUCUUAUCAUGGCUAUUAUUGCACUUUGGGGUUGUUAUUCGAUUCCGGCGAUGAAAUCGUCUUUUGGAUAUUUGACGAGAUAUGAGAUGUUUUUGAGGAUUAUUGCUUCAUCGAAUAGUGGAAGCUUUUAUUUGUUGGGGGUUUUGUUGUGAGUUUUUUGGAGAGUUAAGGUUUCUAGGCGUGGCUUCUUGACGCGCUAGCUCUCUAGAGUCGGGUCCUAGACAAUGAGGUUUUCUAGACAUGGCUGCUUGACAUAGGAGCUCUCAAGGCGCGGCUCCUUGCUGGAGUAGAUUCCUAGGCUUGGGUACUUUGCAUAGUAGCAGUUCGGAGUACUGUAGAGCUUGGAAAACUUUUUGAAUAAAAUUUUCACUGUUUCAAAAAAUUUUGAAAAUCUGAAAAUGUUUGAUUUUGUGUUGUUUGUUCUUUCUGCUCUCUGUUUACUAAAUAAAAUCUAUAGAUACAGUACCCCAAACUGCAAAAAAGUUUUUGCAGUUUGGGGUACUGUAGAGCCUAAUUUAAAUUGAAAAUAUGCUUUUUUGAAUAAAAUUUUCACUGUUUCAAAAAAUUUUGAAAAUCUGAACAUAUUUGAUUUUGUGUUCUUUUUUUUCUCGUAUUUACAGUACACCGAACUGCAAAAAAUUGCAGUUUUUUGCUGUUCGGGGUACUGUAGAGAACAAUUUCAAUAAAAAAUAAGUUUUUUUAAGUGAAAAACUUCACUGUUUCAAAAAUUUAGUUGCUUUAAGCCAAAAUCACAAUAGCGAAACCGCGCCUAGGUUCUCUAGGCUUGGCUUCUUGGCACCGCUGUUCCCAAGGCGCUGAUCCUUGACAAUUUAGUUUUCUAGCAUCGGCUACUCAGAUAGUAUGCUCUAUAGGCUCGGCUACUUGACAGCUAGGCGUCGCUACUUCGGACCUAUGCUCUCUAGACGCGGCUCCUUGCCUGAGUUGAUCUCUAGGCGCGAGUCCUAGACAUCUAGAAUUCCUAGCCUCGGCUACUUGAAAACUAUGCUCUAUAGGUGCGGCUACUUGAAAACAAGAUUCUCUAGGCUCAUCUGCUUAACAUAGGAAACUUCAAAAGUAACCCUAACCCAUCCAAAAUCUUUAUUCUCCAGUGAUAUAAAACCCAUCAUCAACAACUCCCAAAUCCCUGGCCUAAUCUCAACAACCCUAAUCCCAAUGCUCGCCUCAAUGUAUUUUCUAAUCUCCAUAAAUCGAUUCCUGGCCAUCGUCACGCCCUUUUACUACAGCGCAAUUUUCAAGCCAAAAUAUCGUCGGAUUUAUGUGGCGCUUUGCUAUUUUGUGCCAAUCAUUUAUACACCACUUUUCACGUGGUAUUGUGAGUUACUGGAAAUUCAGAUGAAGCAAAACAUCAAGAAAAAUGUCUGUUUCAGAUGAUUGCGGCUAUAAAUUCUAUCAUUAUGGUUGGGUAUUCUCAUUUAUCAUUUCUGAGACUUGCGGCACCAAAUUUGAAGUUUUGCUACGCGGUGUUCAAAGUGUGGUGACUAAUACGACGUUCUUUUUGGAUAUUUGUACUUUUGUUUUGCUGGUGGGAUUUCGGGUGAGUAGAGGCCUUCAGAGGCCUUAACAGGACUUAACAAGGAUUAACAGGGCUUUACAGAGCUUAAGAGGACUUAAGAGGGCUUGAGAGGGCUUGAGAGGGCAUUACAGAGCUGAAAAAGGGCUCAACGGGGAUUAAAAAGGCUUUAAAGGCCCUAAGUGGACUUUAAAAAGCCUUUAGGGACCUCGAAGAGCCUUAAGCGGUUUUAACAGGGCUUAAAAACUUUUAGGGGCUUCAAAGGGCUUAAAAAAUCCUUUAAGGACUUCAAAAGACUUGGAAGGGCCUUGAAGGAUUUGAAAAGGCUUCAGAAGGCUUGAAAAGAUUUUACAGGCUCAAAAAAGGCUUCGAAGUUCUUAAAUGGGCUUAAAAGGGCAUUAAAGCCUAGUUGAAAAACUCCAAACUCCGAUCAUUCCUAGAAGUUCGCAAUCUAAAGUUCCCAACUUCCAGAAACGCGUGCUAAAAUCCAAAAGUGAAGAAGUCCGUAAACGCGAAGUGAACUUCGGUCAACAAGUCGUCAUUCAAGGCUUCGUCUCAAUUCUCUACGUCCUAUUCUACAGUUUUGCCUACAAAUGGAUUCCGGGAAAUAUUCCCGAGAAAUGGAAGAUAUUCUGGACCUCGUCGUUUCUCGCCAAUUUGCUACAUAUUUUCAGCACGUGGGUUUUCCAGAUAUUUUCAGAUUAAAAUAAAAUUUACUGUUUCAUUUUAGAGGUGUGAUCUUUGUGUUCAACGCUGAAUUUUCCAAGUGGCUUAGAUGUGGCGGAGCUGAAGUUCAAGCUACAUCUACAAUCAGUGUGGUUCAAUCGUAG